This is a messenger RNA of Plasmodium cynomolgi strain B, 2835 nucleotides long. Its product is annotated as cloroquine resistance associated protein cg1. The record is from RefSeq and is a predicted model, not a curated record. The transcript has 2 exons. Bases 1 to 2835 code for a protein of 944 amino acids. Lineage: Eukaryota; Apicomplexa; Aconoidasida; Haemosporida; Plasmodiidae. Gene Ontology annotation, molecular function: DNA binding.
AUGCCGCCCCUGCCUGCGCUUGCGCCGGUGCUCGUUGCAGUGACGCUCACCCACCUAGUGUGCCAUUGCUUUGUAAACACCAAAUAUCAAAUACAGCUAGACUACAGCAUACCUAGCGAGUUCCUCCACAACGACCGUCCGCAUAAGUACACCAACGUAACUAUUGGGAAUGACUCCUUUCUGUGCCUCUUAGGAAAGUCUAGCAGGUUUGGCGAUGUCAGAGAAGGGGGGACUCCUUUUCCCUCUCCCUAUGAGGAUGAGGCGGAAGAGGUAGCACUGUCGUCGGUGUGUGAUGAUCUGGAGGUAUUUAAAACGGCAGGAGAAGAAACACCCCAAGGGAUGAACAAGUACGUGGAGGAAAAACUACGUCGAAGCAAUUACCGCUUGAAGUAUUCUCAGGGGCAAGGAAUAUAUUACGAAUUAGAUACACAAAAUGAUCUCCCCUCGGCAGGCACAUGGGAAGGGGCGGCAACCCAAAUGGUUGGAAGUAAAAUGGAAGCGGGAGCAACCACCCGCAAAAAAGGAGGAGAGGAAGAAGGAGCAGCAGGAAGAAGCACCAAAGGGAGUGGCCACGGAUACAGGGAAGCCAACCAAGCAAUGAAGAAAGACCACACAGGGAGUGGCCACGGAUACGGGGAAGCCAGCCACGCAAUAAAGAAUGACCACACAGGAAGGAGGGGGUCCCCAAAGAAGCACAGCUUUAACGAAAUGAACGUAGCUCAACGAAAGAAGAACGCACGCCUAGCCAUACAGUGCAACUUCCAAAAAAUGUAUGACUACAUAUUCUACAAACACAAAUUCAAUGCCUAUCAUAAAAAUAGAACCUAUCGAAACGUGAACGAACAAGUUUUGCUAAAAAAUCACAUGAUAAGGGGGAAAAUGCUAACCAUAAAAAAUGCUUGCAUUGAUGUGUUUGCACCGUCUAGUGAGAAUGAACUGAAAAUCUGCCUAAACAGAUCCAUCUCAUUUGUUUCGAAAAGGUAUGAUCAGAAAAAAAUCCCAACUAAGAAAAAAAAACACACAUGUGUUUGUAGCUACCAGAAUGACAAAGAUCUACUCUUCGUUAACAACACCGUAGUUCAGUACUACAGCGAUGGGACCUAUUUAUUUGAAGUCCUUUACAUAUGUGGGAACAAUAACUUACGAGUUAACAGCUUUGAAAAAUUGCAUCGAUAUUAUUUCCCGUUGAUUUUCCAGAUAUAUGAACAUGUUCAGGCGAAUUUGACCCAAUUGUACAAAAUUAUUCAAAACAAAUGGGCAAGCAAGGAGCCUUACUUUUUUAAAACCUUUUCCAUGUACAGAUACAGUGAGAGUUACUUCAGAGCGUUAAAGGAGAACCUAAAUAAAUUGUUGAAUGGAUUUUUUCCAAAGGUAAAGCAUCUCUACAGGGUAACUCUUAGUGCAUAUAUGUUCUGUGAUUACACCGAUAGGGUAAACCCACCCAAUCAUUUAUUGCUAAAAGGAUUAAUGAAUAAGUGCUUCCAGUUCAGUAAGCAUGACGAAUAUAUUUACGAAGUAUGCUUACCCAACAGCGUCAUUCGAUAUGAGAAGGACGCAUAUGAUAGAGUAAAGUACCCCCUUACUUUGCUUGGAUCUUCUGAUCGCUCCACAAAUGAAGGAAAACCUUUUUUCGAAAAAAUGUAUGAUGCGUUUCCUGUGCUCAAAAUGAAUUAUAGGAAUCGUAAAGAUGCAGAAAAUUAUUUGAAGACACAAAAGGGGGUAAUUACUCAAUCGGCUGACAAGCCAGUGGAGAUUUUAAAAUACGGGAACGAAAACUUCUACAAAGCGUUAGCGGUUGAUUUGAGGGGAGGACGGUGCAGAGACUCUCUUGGCGAUGUACACGAUUACAUAACGACCAUCUACUUUGACUGCUCUUUGCAUUACCAGAACGAGACGCAGACAAACAUAGUGAACAUAUUUCAGACCACGGAGUGCCACUACUACGUGCAUGUGUCGUCUCCCGUCCUUUGCGCCCACCCGACCCUGCACACGUCUUUAAAAUCGCAGAACGAAGUUGUGCGGUGUUUCAGAAAUGUGUUUGCAGCGAGCGCCCAGAGGGUGGGCCGCUCCAGAGGCAGAAGCGGAAGCAACAGUGCCUCCGCGAGCUGUGGAGAGGGAGAGCCCGCGUUAGACGACCCCUACCUCAGUGACGCAGACAAGCUCUACCUGCACCAGUUUCAGGGAAAAAAAAAAAUGCUGCAGAAAAAAAACAUGCACGCACUCGAAUCCGUGCCCAGGAACACUAAAAUGGAGUUCGGCGUAAAAUAUGACUUCGGGUUAGGAAAUUAUAUCCGAAAAAGAGUGUACAAAGGAACCCCCAUUUUUCACAUUGGCAACAUUGUGAGGCAUCGAUACUGGAAUUACGAAGCAGUGGUGGUCAGCUGGGAUUACAUGUGCUACGCGCCAGCCGAGUGGAAAUAUCAUUUCUUUCUCGAGUACCCAACCGAAGUUCAAAACUCUGUGCAUUACCUCCUUUUGGUUAAUAAAGACGGGAAAAAGGGAGGCGCAAUUUUACAUGACCGUUCAACUUACACGGACCAUCCUAACAAACGUACAGAAACUUCACACGCGAAACAGGAUAAACACUCAACUGCUGACGUGGCGUGGGAAAACGUCCGACUCAACGUGAGCGAAGAACAACCAUUCCAUGAUGACCACUUCAACUUCGCGUACGUUCCCGAGUCCAGUUUGGUUUAUGGAGACAAAAUGAUUUACAGUGAACAUUUGUCGCAGUUUUUCGAACAGUACAAUUCCUUUUUUCAUUUUUACAUUCCAAAAAAGGAUCAUAUAAUUUGGAAGCUUUUCCCGUAUGACUUCUUCAACCUUAUAUUUUGA